Messenger RNA from Nomia melanderi (Alkali bee), 1119 nucleotides. RefSeq names its product Ras-like protein A (gene Rala). The record is from RefSeq and is a predicted model, not a curated record. Gene Ontology annotation, molecular function: GTPase activity; GTP binding. NCBI's taxonomy places the organism in Eukaryota, Metazoa, Arthropoda, Insecta, Hymenoptera, Halictidae. Gene Ontology annotation, biological process: signal transduction. Gene Ontology annotation, cellular component: membrane.
AGUUCUAAAUCUCUUCGAAUCGAAAUUACACUACCGUCUAACUAAUUCGGAACUUCUCGAAUAUUCCAAUUUCCAAUUUCCUUUUCGAUUCUUAAAGAGCAACGAUCGUCUUCGCUUUUCCAAACAAUGUAAUUCGAGCAAUUUUUUUCUCACGUACCAUUUAAAGCCCGUUAAACCUAUAUUCGGACCGGUACCACGGUACAAGAAGGAGCCGGUAGAGUGAACCCAGUACCUCUAUAGUUAAUUAUCGGUACUAUCAGUCGCGUUAUAGUAAAGAAAUAGCGCGACGACUGACUUAGUAGAAAGAAUAUCCAAGUUUUUGCUACAGGCGAUCCUAGAAGAUAAUUAGAACAUGUCAAAGAAGCCAAGUACUACACAAGCAAUGCAUAAAGUUAUAAUGGUCGGGAGUGGAGGUGUUGGAAAGUCUGCCCUCACAUUACAGUUCAUGUACGACGAGUUUGUAGAGGAUUACGAACCUACAAAAGCAGAUUCCUAUAGGAAAAAAGUUGUAUUGGAUGGAGAUGAAGUACAAAUAGACAUUUUAGACACUGCAGGGCAAGAAGACUAUGCUGCAAUUCGAGAUAAUUACUUUCGAAGCGGAGAGGGAUUUCUUUGUGUCUUUUCUAUAACAGAGGAUGAUAGUUUUCAAGCUACUCAGGAAUUCAGGGAACAGAUUCUUAGAGUGAAAAACGAUGAGAACAUUCCAUUUUUAUUAGUGGGAAAUAAAAGUGAUUUACAAGAGAAAAGAAAAGUUAGUCUAGCCGAGGCUCAAGCGAGAUCGCAACAGUGGGGUGUACCAUACGUAGAAACAAGUGCAAAAACAAAGGAGAAUGUUGAUAAGGUAUUCUUUGACUUAAUGCGUGCAAUAGCCGCACGUAAAGCACAGGAAAAUCAAGGGGAUGGAAACGAACGUAAGAAGAAAAGAAACUGCUGCGUUUUGCUCUAACGAAUAUAAACUAAUGUGUAUAGCCUCUGUAACGGAACGUUCAGCCCCUAAAUAUGAAAACCUGAGUAAGAAAAGUGAUAUAAAUACACGAACGUUUUUGAACACUUUACAGUGGAAUGACAUUAAAACAGAUUAAAUGUUUUUGUGUUGGAAACACAUCGAGAUUAGCGAAC